Molecule: messenger RNA, 882 nt
Organism: Laccaria bicolor S238N-H82
Lineage: Eukaryota; Fungi; Basidiomycota; Agaricomycetes; Agaricales; Hydnangiaceae
Product: 20S proteasome subunit
Exons: 5
Coding region: 38-805 (255 amino acids)
Biological process (GO): ubiquitin-dependent protein catabolic process
Cellular component (GO): proteasome core complex, alpha-subunit complex; proteasome core complex
Source: RefSeq, a predicted model, not a curated record
GCUUUGCCUCUGUUCAUUUCGCCAUCCAACAACAGCCAUGGCCAGUGCAGACGGUGGUGCAUACAGUUACUCACUUACAGUCUUCUCACCGAGCGGUAAACUCGUUCAGAUCGAACACGCCUUAGCCGCUGUUGCUCAGGGUACAACGAGUCUUGGAAUUAAAGCAUCAAAUGGGAUCGUUAUCGCGACUGAGAAGAAGACAUCAUCCAUCCUCAUUGACGACUCGGUAAUCGACAAAGUGGCCGUGAUAUGCCCUAACAUAGGCAUCGUGUACUCAGGCAUGGGCCCCGACUUUAGAGUGCUGAUAACGAAAGCCCGUAAAAGUGCACAAGCAUACUGGAAGAUAUACGGUGAAUAUCCUCCGACUCGGGUCUUGACCCAGGAAAUUGCUACAGUGAUGCAGAAAGCAACGCAAUCCGGAGGAGUAAGGCCAUAUGGUGUUUCAUUACUAGUCGCAGGCUGGGACAGUCAUCGUGGCCCGACGCUAUAUCAGGUGGACCCCUCAGGAUCUUAUUGGGCAUGGAAGGCAAGCGCUAUAGGGAAAAACAUGUUGAACGCAAAGACAUUUUUGGAAAAACGCUAUAAUGAUGACAUCAGUCUGGAAGACGCUAUUCAUACUGCCCUUCUGACGCUCAAGGAAGGCUUUGAAGGUCAAAUGACAGAGAAAACGAUCGAAAUCGGCGUGGUUACUGUGCCUACUGAAGCCGAACUCGAGGAGGGCAAGAUCGGAGGCGAGACCGGGCGUGUCAGGCCCACGUUCCGGAAGUUAUCAGAAGAAGAAGUGCGCGAUUACCUUGCACUCUAGAUUGCUUUUUAUGCAACGCAUUUUGUACGUGAUAUUGGCGGAUUUGUGCAUUGAACUACCGGUUUUCUUUUUGCUUC